AUGGCUACAAUAUACACAACAAUUAAGGACAUCACUCUAACUACAGAAAAAUUGUUCCACACUUACUACAUCAGCAACGCCUAUGUAAAAAAAACAGCCCCACCUUUCGAUAAAAAGCGAGACUACAAAUAUUCUUGGACAGUGAACUUAAGAACAGAAAUUGAAGAAAUCCAAACAGAAGAUAACCAGAUAUCAGCACCAAACUAUGAUUUCAUUCCGUUUAGCGACCUGCAUACACCUAAAGAAUUCAGCAAACCAAUAGAUAUUUUGGCUAUUGCUCUCAAAAUGAACCCACCAAAAGAAGUCAACACUCCCUAUGGACUACAUACAAUUCAAGAGAUAUAUUUAAUUGAUGAAAGUUGUAGCUUCAAACCAGUAUGUUUGACGAUGUGGGGGCAUAAAGUCCACGAUGAAUGCUUACAAAUAGCAGAAGUAAUCGAAGACAGACCCAUAAUAUUGGGAUCAAAACUAAUUGUUCAAACCAAGAGAGGGCUGUCUCUAUCGUCACGCGACACGAGUACCUUCAAAAUCAAUCCUCAACUCCCCGAGGCAGCAGCACUGGAGGAAUGGUAAUACUCAUAAAAUCAAAUACACAUACUAUUAUAGCUACACAUUUUACAAAAAAAAAUUAAAUUUUUGUAUACUAUAUUUAUAAUAAUACUUACUCUAUUUUAAGGGCGGAGAGUAACGAAACAGAAAUUAAAAACGCAAUAGCAAACUGCUUGACAUAUGAAUCUUCUCCAAAAUCUUUUGUUGGAUUACACGAAAUAGUGACUAACAUCCAAAUUUCAGAGUUGGCGAAAAAUCUGCAACUGAAUAAGGUAAAAACUACUAUAAUAUUUACUUUAUAAAACUUUCGUUUCAAUAUCUUACUAUUAUUAACACCAUUUGAUUUGGAUGUAGAAAAAAUACUUUUGGAUUGAGGCGGCAAUAAAAAUAACUGAUACUCUCCAGAAUUUUUAUUACAUGUCAUGUGACGCGUGUCAUAAAAAAAUAGAUUUAUACAAUCGCGAUGAAAAAAUCAUAUAUGACAAGCCAACAUGCGGCCAAGAAG
Molecule: messenger RNA, 1054 nt
Organism: Cannabis sativa
Lineage: Eukaryota; Viridiplantae; Streptophyta; Magnoliopsida; Rosales; Cannabaceae
Product: replication protein A 70 kDa DNA-binding subunit D-like
Exons: 5
Coding region: 1-573 (190 amino acids)
Source: RefSeq, a predicted model, not a curated record